AUGGCCAAUAACUCUUUUCGUGGGUCCAAACAUGGCCGACGUUACGAGGCCAACCAUGAGACAGAGUUCAGCUGCUCACUGCAGGAGCUGCGAUCACUCAUGGAACUACGAGGAGCGGAAGCAAUAACUAGGAUCCAGGAGUGUUAUGGAGACAUUAAUGGACUGUGUGCCCGACUGAGGACGUCACCUGUCGAAGGUUUAGAUGGAAAAUCGGAGGACAUCAACAGAAGGAUACAGGAGUUUGGACAGAACGUCAUCCCUCCUAAAAAGCCUAAAACCUUUGUGCAGUUAGUGUGGGAAGCCCUGCAGGAUGUGACGCUCAUCAUCCUGGAGGUGGCAGCCAUCAUUUCACUAGGCCUUUCUUUCUACAGUCCACCAGAUGCUGAGAGACAGCACUGUGGUGAAGCAGCUGGUGGUGUAGAGGAUGAGGGUGAGGCGGAGGCCGGCUGGAUCGAAGGCGCUGCCAUCCUCCUGUCUGUGGUGUGUGUGGUGCUGGUGACGGCCUUCAAUGACUGGAGCAAAGAGAAGCAGUUCCGUGGCCUCCAGAGUCGCAUCGAGCAGGAGCAGAAGUUCACCGUGGUCCGAGGGGGGCAGGUGAUCCAGAUCAAAGUGUCCGAGAUCGUAGUAGGAGACAUCGCACAAGUCAAAUAUGGUGACCUCCUCCCUGCCGACGGUGUCCUGAUCCAGGGCAACGACCUAAAGAUUGAUGAGAGCUCUCUGACCGGAGAGUCGGAUCAUGUCAAGAAGACUCUCGACAAAGACCCCAUGUUGUUGUCAGGUACCCAUGUGAUGGAGGGUUCUGGCAAGAUGUUGGUCACUGCUGUAGGUGUGAACUCUCAGACUGGAAUCAUUUUCACGCUGCUCGGUGCUGGCGAAGAAGGCGACGGCGAUGGUGAAGACAAAAAAGACAAGAAGAAAGAGGAGCGGAAAAACAAAGAGAGGAAGGAGAAAAAAAGUAAAAAAGAAGACAAAAGCAAGAAAGGAAAAAACAAGGAUGGAGUCACUGUGGAGAUGCAGCCACUUAAUGACGAUGGAGACCCAGACAAGAAGAAGAAAAACCUACCGAAGAAGGAGAAAUCCGUCCUGCAGGGCAAGCUGACAAAACUGGCUGUGCAGAUCGGCAAAGCAGGUCUGUUCAUGUCUACUAUCACUGUCAUCAUCCUCAUCACUCGCUUCCUGAUCGAUACCUUCUGGAUUCAGGGGGUUGUCUGGACCGCUGAAUGUGUGCCCAUUUACAUUCAGUUCAUGGUCAAGUUCUUCAUCAUCGGUGUGACGGUGCUGGUGGUGGCUGUGCCUGAAGGUCUCCCCCUGGCUGUCACCAUCUCCCUGGCCUAUUCAGUCAAGAAAAUGAUGAAGGACAACAAUCUGGUUCGCCACCUGGAUGCCUGUGAGACGAUGGGCAAUGCCACAGCCAUCUGUUCUGAUAAGACAGGCACUCUGACUAUGAACCGCAUGACGGUGGUGCAGGCCUAUAUCGCCGGACACCACUACAAAAAGAUUCCAGAGCCGGACCUUGUCCCGGUCAAAGUCCUGGACCUGCUCACCCUUGGCAUUGGGGUCAACUGCGCCUACACCACCAAGAUUAUGCCUCCAGAGAGGGAAGGCGGGCUGCCUCGCCAGGUGGGAAACAAGACUGAAUGUGCCUUACUGGGACUCACCCUUGACCUGCACCGAGACUACCAGAACAUCCGCAACGAAAUCCCAGAGGAGAAACUGUUCAAGGUCUACACCUUCAACUCUGUGAGGAAGUCCAUGAGCACUGUGCUAAAGAACCAUGACGGCAGCUACCGAAUGUUCAGCAAGGGGGCCUCUGAGAUCCUGCUCAAGAAGUGCUGUAAGAUCUUGAUGUCCACUGGCGAAGCCAAAGUCUUCAAAUCUCGAGACCGAGAUGACCUGGUGAAGAGGGUGGUUGAAUCAAUGGCAUCAGAGGGUCUAAGGACCAUCUGCCUGGCCUACAAAGACUUUCCUGCCAUUGAAGGAGAGCCUGACUGGGACAAUGAGGCACACAUCCUCACUGGCCUCACAUGCAUUUCUGUGGUUGGCAUUGAGGACCCAGUAAGACCUGAGGUACCAGAUGCCAUCAGAAAGUGCCAGCGUGCAGGCAUCACUGUCCGCAUGGUGACUGGAGACAACAUCAACACAGCCCGGGCCAUCGCCACCAAGUGUGGCAUCCUGCAUCCUGGAGACGACUUCAUUUGUAUGGAAGGCAAAGAGUUCAACCGAAGGAUCCGCAACGAGCUGGGCGAGAUUGAGCAGGAGCGUAUUGAUAAGAUUUGGCCCAAGCUGAGAGUCCUCGCCAGAUCAUCUCCAACAGACAAACACACUUUGGUCAAAGGUAUCAUUGACAGCACAGUACUAGAGCAGAGCCAAGUUGUCGCAGUAACUGGAGAUGGCACAAACGACGGUCCUGCCCUCAAGAAAGCGGAUGUUGGCUUUGCCAUGGGCAUCGCAGGGACGGAUGUCGCGAAGGAGGCGUCUGACAUCAUCCUGACAGACGACAACUUCAGCAGCAUUGUUAAAGCCGUUAUGUGGGGCAGGAAUGUCUACGACAGCAUCUCCAAGUUCCUGCAGUUCCAGCUCACCGUUAAUAUAGUUGCUGUCAUUGUGGCCUUCACUGGAGCCUGCAUUACUCAGGACUCCCCUCUGAAAGCUGUGCAGAUGCUAUGGGUCAACCUCAUCAUGGACACCUUCGCUUCGCUGGCUCUUGCCACCGAGCCGCCGACUGAGGCAUUGCUGCUCAGGAACCCAUACGGCCGCAAGAAGCCGCUCAUCUCCCGCACCAUGAUGAAGAAUAUCCUGGGACACGGUGUCUACCAGCUGACUACCAUCUUCCUCCUGCUCUUCAUAGGUGAAAAGAUUUUCGACAUUGACAAUGGCAGGGACGCCCCCCUCCAUGCCCCGCCCUCGGAGCACUACACCAUCGUGUUCAACACGUUUGUCCUCAUGCAGAUCUUCAAUGAGUUCAAUGCCCGAAAGAUCCACGGAGAGAGGAACGUCUUCGAGGGUGUCUUUAACAACCCCAUCUUCUGCACCAUCAUCCUGGGAACCUUGAUUAUACAGAUCUUGAUUGUUCAGUUUGGUGGGAAACCAUUCAGCUGUGUGAGCCUGACCAUUGAGCAGUGGCUGUGGUGUAUCUUCCUGGGGAUUGGCAGUCUCCUGUGGGGACAGCUUGUGUCCAGCAUUCCUACUAACUGGCUGAAGUUCCUGAAAACAGCGGGUCACGGCACGCAGCGAGAGGAGAUCCCUGAGGAGGAGCUGGAGGAGAUGAAGGACAUGGAUGAGAUUGACCACGCUGAGAUGGAGCUGAGGAGGGGACAGGUGCUCUGGUGUCGCGGCCUCAACCGCAUCCAGACACAGAUCCGUGUGGUAAACGCCUUCAGGGACAGUGUGUCCCCAUAUGAGGGUCUGGAGACACCUGAGGCUCGCAGCUCCAUCCACAACUUCAUGACCCACCCUGAGUUCCGCAUUGAGGACUCAGAACCUCAAAUCCCCCUGAUUGAUGAAAAUGAAGGCGAGGACGAUCCCCCCACCAAACGAAAUUCCGUCAUCAUCCCGCCACCACUGACUGGACUGUCCUCUCUGCCGCCUCUCCCGUCCUCACCGAACCAGAACAACAACGCCAUGGACCGCAUCAUUCCACAGCACAAGGACACCUCCAGGUCCAUUCUGAUCCCGUCCAACUCAGCUGGGCUGCCACCCUGUCCAGGGAGCCCCCUGCACAGUCUGGAGACCUCGCUCUGA
Molecule: messenger RNA, 3741 nt
Organism: Stegastes partitus (bicolor damselfish)
Lineage: Eukaryota; Metazoa; Chordata; Actinopteri; Pomacentridae
Product: plasma membrane calcium-transporting ATPase 1-like
Exons: 20
Coding region: 1-3741 (1246 amino acids)
Biological process (GO): calcium ion transmembrane transport; regulation of cytosolic calcium ion concentration
Cellular component (GO): intracellular membrane-bounded organelle; plasma membrane
Molecular function (GO): PDZ domain binding; P-type calcium transporter activity; ATP binding
Source: RefSeq, a predicted model, not a curated record